This is a messenger RNA of Caenorhabditis auriculariae, 4195 nucleotides long. The record is from the annotation of a GenBank genome assembly. NCBI's taxonomy places the organism in Eukaryota, Metazoa, Nematoda, Chromadorea, Rhabditida, Rhabditidae.
AUGCCGAUCCGAUCGACUUAUCCGGACGCGCCGGUGGCCACCCGGCCCUAUCACGAGACGCUUCUCGAGGCCAUCGAUGAACAUAUCAACGCCGGAAAAAAUCCGAUCGCAUUUGUGAGUCCCUGUUCCGAUAAAGCUCUAUUAGAAGUUGAGAUUUCUUCGGAAAUUUUUUUUGAAUAGCGUCAGAAAACGAGAAAAAGCGAUUUUCGGUCGAAACAUCUUGUGAGGAAACUUUUUGAAACUCUCCCAACCUGAUUUUUUUUCCUGGAAACUUGAAUUUUAUAAGCGUUUUACAAUUAACUGUCAUCACAAUUCCAGAAAGUUUUCAAAAAGAUGAAUUCCUCACAAGAAAAAUGUGACCAGAAUUGCGUUUUUCCGUACUUUUCCGAAGGGUACUGUAUAUACCGUAGGCUCUCUUUUAUAUUUUUUUACGAGUCAUUAUUUUUCAAGCUGUUUCUACCGUUCUUUCUUAGGAAUUGCAGAGUGCUCACUAAAGGGUUUUAGGGUCUGACCUUUUAGCCCCUAAAGCUCAAGUGGGCCCUAUAGGGAUCUCUCAAUUUCCUUCAAAAAACGCUUUUUGUUCAGUUUUCCCCAUGGAAAUGCUUCUUCGCUUAAAGUUCAUAACAGUCCUCUAUAGGGACCACUUUCCCAAGCUUAAGUGGCCCCUAUAGUGGUUGGCAAAGUGGUCCCUAGAGGGACCUUCCAAGGACUUCUAAGGUUGCCCCUAUAGGGACUACUGUGGAGUUUUUGAGUUAGGCUUUUUUGUAGAAAUUGUAAGAAGAUAAAACAAAGAGAAUCUGAAUGGACAAAAAAUGAGAAAAAAUGUUUCAGAUCAGCGGCGAUAACCCGUCAAUUGUUAUCACCUACGAGCAAUUGCGAGGUUAUAUCCAUUCCAUCGCUACUUACCUUCAUGGAAUUGGCUUCCAGGUGAGGAUGCUACUGUUGGAAUGUUGAAACGAAUGAAGAAAAAUGAUUCUGAGAAAAAAUCAACGUUUCCUUCGAGCUUCUAAAACUUCAAAUUUGAAUUUUUCGAUAAAUUUUUACUUUUUUUGUACUUUCUCGGCAUACCGUCGAAGCGUCGCGGUCGCGUAGCGGUUAAAAUUCUGUUCGGACGGGACUUCUCUGCGCCCUCCUUAUCUCUCGACGUCUCUCUCAUGUUUACGUGCUAUUUCCAUUUUUCUCUGACCUCGCCGCUAAGGAACAGAGAGAUGCAGACACGCGGAAACUGUCAAGUCGCGGCGAACGGACUAUAGUUGUUGUUUGAAUCUUCUGCGAGACUUCGAGCCGUUCCCCAUGCGACCAAGCGAAAGGAAAUAAGAUCAAAAAUGCCCAUACAACUUGCGGUUUCAGAAAGAUGUAGCCUGUAUCGUGAUGCCGAACAUCUGGCAGUACGCCGCCUUCUUUGUCGGCGUCGCAGCCGCCGGCGGCGCCAUCUCUGGGGCCAGCGCUCUUUUCACCGAUUGUAACUUUAUCUUUUCAAUUUUUCGAAAAUUUGAUCAUUUUCUAGACGAACUUCAACGACAGUUUGUCGAUUCCCGGUGCAAAGUCGUGUUCACUUGUGAGGAAUUUCUACCGAAGGUCGUCCUGGCAGUGAAACAGAGUCCGAAUGUCGAGGUUAGUAAGCUUGAAAAUGAAACAGCUUCAACGAAAAAGAUGGUUUCAGAAGAUCAUUGUGAUCCCAAAAGCUGCCGGAUCAUCCCUUCCAGAAGGCGUCGUUUCUUGGAAUGACGUCAUCGCCACCAAGGCGAAGACGUUGCCAAAAGUCCACAUCGACAUCAAGAAGGACCUCCUCGCCUUGCCUUACUCCAGGUAAAUUUUUUACUUUUGGCGAACCUCGCCGAGAGAAAAGAGAGCGCAGACAUGUCAGAAUUUUUUCAAGUCGCAAUUCUUUCAAAAAAACAAGUUCAUUGCAGCGGAACGACGGGACCUCCAAAAGGGGUGAUGAUGUCGCACUUCAACUUUGGAACCAUGCUCAACAUUUUCAACCAGUCAGUUUUCUAAUCAAAUAUUUAUCAGAAUAAAAUUGAAUCAAUAGAAUUAUUCAUGAUUAAAUGAAUUUUUGAGAAUUAUUUCGAAUUUUGAAUUUGAGGCUUGCUGAAUCCGAUAAGAUUUUUUUUUCAAUCACUUCCAUCGAAACUCCUCAGAAUCGACAAGGCUCGCAACACGGUCACCAUCGACCCCAACUGGGACUACCGACGUGAAAAACUCCUUCUUUUCCUCCCCUUCUACCACGCCUUCGGAUUCGCCCUCUUCAACCAGUCCAUGCUCCAAGGCAGCACCGGCAUCAUUUUGAGCCAUUUCGAGCCGAACAACUUCUGCUCCGUCAUCCAGUCCCACAAGGUGACGCUCGAAUCGUGAAAAGCAGUAUUAAGAAGAGUUUCAGCCCAAAAUCCUGGCCCUGGUGCCGCCAAUCAUGGUCUUCCUGGCGAAACACCCAAUCUGCUCGAAAUAUGACCUUUCUUCCGUUGAGAUGAUCCUUUCUGGAGCUGCUCCAGCUGGAAAAGACUUGAUCGAGGAGCUCAAGAGAAAGUAUCCCAAGCUCAAGUAUAUCCAACAAGGUGGGAAAAUCGUCUGCGAGGAGUUUUUCAACAGCUAGAUCUUAGGAAUUUUGGAGUGGCCCCUAUAGGGGUUAGGAGGAAAAGCCUCUAUAGGGAUCGAAGAAGUGGUUCUAAUGAAGAUCUGACCCGUUAGCCUCGAAAGCUUAAGCGGUCCCUAUAGGGGUCGUUUAGUUUUAUUCAAAAAAGGUUACUUCUCUAGUUUUUUGCAUGGAAGUGCUUCAUCGCAUGAACUUAUCGAUUGUCCAUAAUAAGGGCCACUAAUAAAAACCCUAUAGUGACCACUUUUGCAAGCUUUAGUGGGCUCUAUAGGGGUUAGUAAAGUGGUCCCUAGAGGGGACCUUCCAAGGGCCAAUUAGGUUGCCCCUGUAGGGACCAUUCUGGAGUUUCUAAGACUUUCUUGAAAGGUUUUUUUUCGUGAACUGUUCUAUAAUGGCUCGCUCAAAGUGAUUUGGCGAAAAUAGAAAAAUUUUAUUUUCCAUUCUCUGAAGGCACUCGUCCAACGCAGAAUAGAGAAAAAAUGGAAGAAAUAGAUUCUUUUUUUUUGUUAGAAGACAUGAAUUUUCUCAUAGACCUUUUUGCUCAUAUCUGAGCAUAGAUUCGGAAUCAGCCUGGAAAACUACACUUCCGGAUUAAAGAUCAUAAUUUCGAUCCGUACCUUGAUUUUGAGGCUACGGAAUGACGGAAGGAACGAUGGCCAGCCAUUUGCCGGACCUGACCAACGAUCAGCCGUACGGGAGUGUCGGCAAGUUGACGUCCAACAUGGAGAUGAAGGUUUCCACCUCAAUUUGAAUCGAUUAAGGCUUUUGGACUUCAGAUCGUCGACCCAGGAACGCACAAGGAGCAGAAGCAAGGGCAGAGGGGCGAGAUCUGCGUCCGAGGUCCGACAGUCAUGCUCGGCUAUCUCGGCAGGCCUGAGGCCACCGCCAGUACCAUCAUCAAUGGGUGGCUUCAUACUGGUGGGUAUUCGAGUUUCAGCCAAUUUUUCCCGAUUUGGGCAGUUUGGGAAGGGUGAAGCGUUGCGGAUGCGACGCGGUUUUUGGCGGGAAACUUGUCGCUCAAAUUCGAACUCUUGUUUCCCCGCCUAAACCUUGCCAAGCUGUCUAGCCCUUCAAGUCGAAUAUAAUAAAAUAUCGGGAAGUCUUCAGGCGACAUUGGCUACGUCGACUCCAAAGGCAACCUUUUCAUCGUCGACCGCUUGAAAGAGUUGAUCAAAGUCAAGGGACUUCAGGUGAGUUCUGAAUAUCUAACUUAUGAGCAUCACUGAUUCUCUCAAGAGUAAAAAUUGAAUGAUUACCGAACAAAGUUCCCAGGUCGCCCCAGCCGAGCUGGAAGACUUGCUUCUGUCGCACCCGAGGAUCCGCGACUGCGCCGUCAUCGGAAUCCCGGACGCCAACGCCGGCGAGGUUCCCAAGGCGUUCGUCGUCCGCGCCGACGACAAACUCAGCGAGGAGGAAGUCAAGGCCUUCGUCAAAAGUUGACUAUUUCGAAGUUCAAUUUGAAAACUCGAAAGUUCAGGCAAAGUCUCUGCUUAUAAGCAAUUGGCUGGAGGCGUCGAGUUUAUCAAUGAAAUUCCGAAAUCGGCGGCCGGAAAGAUCCUUCGACGAUUCCUGCGCGAUAAACCUACAUCCAAGCUUUAA